Messenger RNA from Branchiostoma belcheri (Belcher's lancelet), 592 nucleotides. RefSeq names its product carbohydrate sulfotransferase 10-like. The record is from RefSeq and is a predicted model, not a curated record. Gene Ontology annotation, cellular component: membrane. Gene Ontology annotation, molecular function: sulfotransferase activity. The transcript has 3 exons. Bases 107 to 592 code for a protein of 161 amino acids. Lineage: Eukaryota; Metazoa; Chordata; Leptocardii; Amphioxiformes; Branchiostomatidae. Gene Ontology annotation, biological process: carbohydrate biosynthetic process.
UGAAAGAUAUAAACUUCUAUAUUGCCAAGUAUUUAAAACUGGAAGCACAACUACGUUAACCAUUUUACAUAACCUUGAACACAAUGACAGAAGAAAUACACACGACAUGAGAGAACAACUCAAUAACUUGCCAUUCAAGCGGCUGAAUACCUAUUCUGAUGAGGAAAUACGUUUUCGAUUUGAGACGUACACAAAGCUGAUUAUUGUCCGCAAUCCAUUAGAAAGACUUGUAUCAGCAUGGGAGGACAAAUUCUCCUACGCCCCGUCACGAUUCGGAUACCGGAAACAGUAUCAUUCUAUGCUGAAAACACUUCUCUCCAACACGUCAAAUACAAUGAUUGACUACGACUUCAUCAUGCACACGGAGACAAUAGCGGAAGACUAUCAGUUGUUCUUUAGGAAGGCUGGAAUCGUUGGGAGAGAAGACCUGAUCCCGGAAGUACGACAGAGGAAAGGUGAUAGACUAUUUUGGGAUUUCUAUAAAGAAAUACCAUUGGAAGAUUUGUGGCAAAUCAAACAAAAGUUUAAAGCAGACUAUGAUAUGUUUGGAUAUAACUUCCAUGAUGACAUUGCAAAACUUUUUAGCCGUUGA